Molecule: messenger RNA, 1146 nt
Organism: Chelmon rostratus (copperband butterflyfish)
Lineage: Eukaryota; Metazoa; Chordata; Actinopteri; Chaetodontiformes; Chaetodontidae
Gene: pabpn1l
Product: PABPN1 like, cytoplasmic
Exons: 6
Coding region: 60-851 (263 amino acids)
Molecular function (GO): RNA binding
Source: RefSeq, a predicted model, not a curated record
UGGCGCUUUCCUGGGCAGGCUGUAGUCGGCUUUGCAGAUGCCAUGUUUGAGCAGUGAGCAUGGCGGAAAAUCAUCUGGAGUACGGCUACCUGGAGGGCGAGCCCAUCGGGGAGCAUUUCGCCGAGGACCCGGAGCUGGCGGCCAUCAAGGCCAGGGUUCAGGAGCUGGAGAUGGAAGAAGAGACGGAGAGACUGAAGGAGGAGGAGGAGAGGUGCGACGCAGGAGAUAUGCAGCUCCUGACCAGCAGCCCUCGACCUGGACCUUUCUACAAUAUGACUCCUGAGGAGAGGAUAGAUGCAGACAACAGAUCAGUCUAUGUAGGAAAUGUAGACUACGGCGCCACCGCAGAUGAGCUGGAGAUCCAUUUCAACGGCUGUGGUCCUGUCAACCGAGUUACCAUCCUGUGUGACAGGUUCUCCGGCCAUCCCAAGGGCUUUGCUUACAUCGAGUUCUCUGAUCGAGACUCUGUGAAUAGCGCCAUUGGUUUGCAUGAGACGUUGUUCAGAGGAAGAGUCCUUAAGGUGAUGCCCAAGAGGACCAACAUGCCAGGCAUCAGCACCACAGACAGGGGAGGACACCGAGGUGGCCACUCCAGAGGCAGAGGCCGUGGUUACCGUCCACCCCGAUACCAGAACAGCUCUCGAGGCAGGUUCCGGUACCAGUCAACCAGGCCACAACAUCAAACACCCCACCCUUACUAUGGAGGCCCCUCAGUGGGAAAAAGACAGUGGGGACACAUGGACUACCAUGAACAGAUGCCUAAACGUUACCCAUGUCUUCUUCUCAUCACCCCACCGUCAGAAGAGUUGGGGGCAGGGUCGAGUGGACAGCACUACCCUCAGCAGCGCUAGCAGUACCCACGGUAUACAUACUAAAGUGGGCAAAUAGAACUGAUCAUUUUAAAUAAGUGUUUCCAGGCAUUACUGAGUUGAACAUCGUGCGAGAGAUAGCAGAGAUGACUUUGCAUCCCUUCAUCAGUCCUUCAGUAGGUAGAUGUGAAGAAUGUAGACUGGGGUAAGAGGUGUUGCAUUAUAAGCUUAUGUUGCUGUGAAUGCAUGGGACAAUCCUCGAAUUGUUAUGCAGUUUUUGUCUCAACAUUUUUACGAAUCGAUGCGAAUGUAUUGUGUUACUGCCUGCAGUGUUAUG